UCCUCCUGCACGUUGUAUCGCGGAUGAAGCCGAUGUUGACCGUCCUCUGCUGCAAUACUGUGCAAAGUGUUACCAGCCAGGGAAAGAUUGUGAUAAACUGCAAAAUGGGACAUUGAAAAGUGUUUAUUGACACAAACCAGACAAGGCAACAUAAUUGCAGACUAUAUCUAGCAACCAAGAAUGUCAGUAAACCGCUGUAUUCUUCUGUUCUCACGAGUACAACACAGAAUAUGCGCCGUAUCUGUACGAAACACAAAUGCUCUGGUGGACAGUCGUUGUGUACACUUUGGAUCUGUAACGUUAUUGAAAGGGCCCUUGUCUGGUUCUGUGUCCUCCAGACAAGGUGUUUCUUCGAACAGUUCGUCACGACCACCAGACACCUCACUAUUUGUGCCUCUCAGCAUCAAGAGUGAUGUCGGCGGUAAUGGCGCUGUGGGAGCUGAGCUCACGCAACCUUUGGACAAAAGUACUGUACAUCCAUAUUGUUGUGCUAACUGUUAAUGUUGAUUGCCAACUACACAGAUUAGCUGUCAGUAUAUCUGCAGCUGACUGCUACUGAACUGUUGAUGAUAUCUUCCACAUAGCCUGUUGAAGACAGCUAGCCAUUGGCCCUGAGACAUGGCUGUAUUCUAACUGUAUACUAUGGAGUCUACAGCCAUGUCUCAGUCAUGGCUAGAUAAAAGGCCAAGUUCCCUGUCAAUAGAUAUUUUGAAACUUGUUCGCUGUGACUCGCUUUCUGUAAUGUUUAGCCUAUAGCUUCAAUAAUAAGCCUACUGUAUGGCAAUUUUAUCAGACACGUGGUUUCUCCUAACAGAUGAACUUCUCAACAUUUUGAAUAAGUUCUACAAAAGGAAAGAGAUGCAAAAAAUUGCAGCGGAUCAAGGUCUCGAUGGUGAGAACAACAUAAUAAUUUCAACUGGCUGGCAUAACGGUCUGGUACUCUUUAUCAAAUAUAUUUUUAGUGAUGAUACUUCUCCAACAUGCCUUAUGGUCAUACUAAAACAUUGAUCUCUCCAUGUCAGCUCGUCUCUUUCACCAAGCCUUCAUCAGUUUUCGGAAGUAUGUGCUGGAAAUCUCUACGCUCAGUGCGGACCUUCAUAUCAUCCUCAAUGACAUAUGCUGUGGAGCAGGUGAGUUCAACACUGUGCUUAUAUUUAAGGAAUCAGGUGAUUAAAAGCAACUGCAAGUUGGAACUUAAUUCCAACCCCUCACACCCUGUCAACUGAUGAGUGUUUUUGCUUGUGCUCAUCAGGCCACAUAGAUGACCUUUAUCCUUACUUCAUGAGACAUGCCAAGCAGAUAUUCCCCAUGCUGGACUGCAUGGAAGAUCUACGCAAAAUCAGUGAUCUGCGUGUACCAGCUAAUUGGUAAGUAUCGCAUGUCAUCUUUAGGUGACCGCAACAUUAUACACAUUUUUCAUUAACAUUUUGAAAAUGCUCUUCCAUUCAUUGUAUCCAUUUUAUAUAUAUAGUUCCGUGUUCACACAAUACUCCACACAACUGUCUUUCAGCCAUGCACUUGAAUGUUUCCCAGGUACCCUGAGGCUAGAGCCAUCCAGAGGAAGGUGAUAUUCCAUGCUGGCCCCACCAACAGUGGAAAGACCCAUCAUGCAAUUCAGAGAUACCUGGCUGCCAAGUCUGGUGUCUACUGUGGACCGCUGAAGCUGUUAGCCCACGAGAUCUUUGAAAAGAGCAACAAUGCUGUUAGUAUAACCCCUCUUUCACUAGUAUACCUCUCCAUAGAGAGAAUACGUCAUUUAGAAGGCUUUUUGUGUACUUUAGCAAAUGGGCAAUUCCACGCUAAUGGAAUUAUGCUGAGACUCAGAUGUUUUACUUUAAAAUGCCAAACAAAAACCAUUGAUUUCAAUGUUUACCAAACCAUACAACUCUAUGGUUUAAACAAUUUACACAAUACAUAAAAAAUAUAUAAACAACUGCAGAUGCAAAGUUUUAUGGUAAAAUCUCUGUAAAUGUGUUUUUGUUAAAUUUUCAGUGGAAAUUGUUAAAAUUAGGCCUUGUGCAUAGAGUUAUAUGGUUUGUUAAACUUUGAAAUCAAUUUUUUAUUUUUGGUAUACAUUUUAAAGUGAAAAAUAUGAGUCUCAACGUAAUUCAGUUACCAUGGAAUUUCCCUUUUACCUUGAAACAAUUGAAGUAAAAUUAGUUUAUCUAAGCAUUUCUUACCAACAUUUCCAAAAUGUUUAAAUUAAUUCUCAGAGCACUAUGUCGAAGGAAGACGUUAAAUGAACUUUUUUCCGCCAGGGUGUGCCAUGUGAUUUGGUGACAGGAGAGGAGAGAACAUUUGUGGAUGAGGAGGGGAGACAAGCUGAGCAUGUGGCCUGCACUAUUGAGAUGUGCAGUGUCACAACUCCAUGUCAGUAUCUUACCUUAUCUCUCAACUUGAUAAACAUAUUUAAUGUACAUGAGAUGAUUUUAUCACUACCAUUCAAGUUAAAGGUGUCAAACACAUUUUCCACUGGGGGCUGCAUCCGGUCUUCAACGAGGUCCAGAGGGCUGCACUGAAAAUUGGUUAUAUUUCCACGCUGUCAAAAUGUGCCAAAAAUAGUCCUCUAUCUAUUGUUUUGGGGAUUUCCGAUGCUCCCUGACUGUCUAGCUUUCAUUUCGGUGAUUAUUAGCAAGCUGGACCCAGUCAAGAAACUAUGAAUGUAGGUCCAUUAUCAUUUCAAUACAGUUUCGAUUUGGUUUUAGUCAUUUUAAAGUAUGCCGUAUGUUUGAUUGCCCUGAUUUAAGUAUUCGAUUCAUGUUCUGAUAGAGCUAGAUUGCAUUUGACGUUUCUUAUCACCAUCUGAGUGUUAACUAACAUGUGAAACGUGUUUUUUUCCAGAUGAAGUUGCGGUCAUUGAUGAGAUCCAGAUGAUCAGAGACAUAUCGAGGGGAUGGGCCUGGACCAGGGCUCUUCUCGGUCAGUAACUUCACUGUGACAGUUAGGACAAACUACAGGCCAUUGGAAGAUCACAAAUUCUGAAUAUUUAGUUGCACUUUGUUAUGGUACAUAAAUUACCAGCUAUUUAUUAAGUCAAUAAUGAUAUGGCAAAAUGAUGAUUUCACAAUAAUAACUAAUGGAUUGUUCUUUUUCCUCUUUCCCUCUUAUGCUUUACUCUGUGUCCGGGAAUAGGUUUGUGUGCUGAGGAGAUCCAUGUGUGCGGAGAGCCUGCAGCUAUUAACUUUGUCACAGAGCUCAUGUACACGACAGGGGAGGAGGUGGAGGUGAGUCUGGCCAAUCUAGUGAACAUUAGUGUGUUUGUCUUCUAAGACUGUUCCAGUCAUUUGGGUAGAGGCCUGGCAUGUCAUUAACAUGAUUAUACUGAAUAUCAACGGUCUCAUCCUAUGAGAAUAAACACUCAGGCUUCUAGACCGGCACCCAAAAAAUACUUGUGAUGUGAAGUGUCUUACAGUUGACCCAAUCUACUGGCAGGUUCGUAACUAUAAGAGGCUCACUCCUUUCUCAAUCUUGGACCAUGCUGUGGAGUCUCUGGAUAACCUGCGACCAGGCGACUGCAUCGUAUGCUUCAGCAAAAACGAUAUUUACUCCAUCAGUAGGCAGAUCGAGAUCAGAGGCCUGGAGUGUGCGGUCAUCUACGGCAGCCUUCCACCUGGUAAGGUUGUUUUUAGAUGUCCACAGAGCACAGUGAUUGAGGUGAUGGAGAGUUAGAAUGGUGUGAAAAAUGUAAAAUACGGACAUUCAACUUGUUCAGGUGCUGGACGGAAAAACAAAUAUCUGAUAUACUACCGCUGUGACAUUACUCAAUCCUUACAUUUAUAAUAGUGUGUAUCAUUAAAGCACUGUGAAUUCUCUGGUCAACAGGCACCAAGCUAUCUCAAGCAAAGAAGUUCAAUGACCCAGAGGACCCGUGUAAGAUCCUGGUUGCAACGGAUGCCAUAGGGAUGGGACUAAACCUGUGAGUUAACCAUUGAAACUGAUCUUGUUAGCAUAUUGUUGAAGUUUAUUGUUUAAUUUUAAUUUAUCAUUGACAAUCCAUAUUACUUUUGAAGUACAUUGUUCUAAAGAUUGUCAUAAAAAUACUAAACAAAAAAAACAUACACAUUUCUUGCAUGUUUAGUUGAUUUUUUGUUUGCUGUAAAGUUGUAGUUGUUGCCUCUAUAAGCACUCUACCAUAUCCCUUCCACACUAGGAGUAUCAAGAGAAUCAUCUUUAACUCCCUGGUGAAACCCAACAUCAAUGAGAAGGGUGAGAAGGAGAUGGACACCAUCUCCACGUCUCAGGCUCUCCAGAUCGGCGGGCGGGCCGGACGCUUCAGCUCCAUCUUCAAAGAGGGCGAGGUCACCACCAUGCACCGCGACGACCUGCCAAUCCUCAAGGAGAUACUCAGCAGGACCGUCGACGCCAUCGAGGUGAGGAACAGCACAUGGGCCAUUUCUGAAUUUUGCCCUUCUGUUCGGACUAUUCAAUAUCCUUUAUUUAAUUUAAUGACAAUCAAGUAUGACAUGAUGUUUGUUUCCUAAUCCUAGACAGCUGGGCUGCACCCCACAGCAGAGCAGAUUGAAAUGUUUGCCUACCACUUACCUGAUGCCACCUUGUCCAAUCUGAUAGUACGUUUCUUUACUUCAUUACAAUUUACUCUGUAACGAGAAUCAAGAUUUACGGUUAGUCAAUUCACAGAUGAAUAUAGAAUAAUUUGUGUUCAUUUAAAAGUAACCCAUUUUCUUUUUACCCUAAGGAUAUAUUUGUGAGCCUCUCGCAAGUUGAUGGUAUGUACUUUGUGUGCAACAUUGACGACUUCAAGUUCCUGGCUGACAUGAUCCAGCACAUUCCCCUCAACCUGCGCUGUCGAUAUGUGUUCUGCACUGCGCCCAUCAACAAGAAGCAGCCCUUUGUGUGCACCUCCUUCCUGAAGGUAGGAGCAGAGACAUGUUUACAGCAGAAUCCCUUUCCCAUUAGCAACACUGGUUUAAACAUCUGGGCCCGCAUUCACAAAAUAUGAGUAGGAGUGCUGACAUAGGAUCAGCAUUGCCUUUUAGAUCAUUAUGAAUAAGAUUGUAUGGACAGGGGGAACAUGAUCCUAGAUCAGCACUACUACUCUGAGACACUUUGUGAAUACAGACUUUAACCUCUGACUGAAUUUGACUGGUUAACACCCUAAUUUCAUGUCAUUCAGGGAUAGGUCCACCUUUUGGAUUCAUAUUAUGGCAUGAUGUUGCCAGUUUGCCUCUGAUAUGAACUGUCUUACUGGAACUAUAACAGCAUUGAUAAGGUUUUAUUGUUGGUUGUUGGGCUUUAAGGGACGUGACAUGAGUGGUGUUCAGGCAACAGUAUUGAUAAGAUCUGUUGUGGAUUGGGUGAAUGACACAUUACUGUGACUAUGGCCUAAGUGUAAUCCUAUUGAUAAGGUUUAUAGCACUAUGGAAUUUGGGUCUGGAUGAUCAGAGACUGAUUGUGUGUGACGUGACCCUCUCCCAAUCUAUCCAUGUCCAGUUUGCCAGACAGUUCAGCAGAGAUGAGCCCCUGACCUUUGAUUGGGUGUGUCGGCAUGUCAGCUGGCCGCUGGUCUCACCCAAGAACAUCAAGGACCUGGUGCACCUGGAGGCUGUCCAUGACGUGCUAGACCUCUACCUCUGGCUCAGGUGAUUCCAUCUCUACCUUACCAAUACCAAACCAUUCACCAAGCCAAAUGACCAAAUGUUCUUGUGCUAAUAGUCGUCACAGAAUUGAGUAACACUGUGCAUAAUGAGGUCAUUGAUUGUCUUUAUUGCAAAUAAUCUCAAUUAGAUAGUAAUAAUCCUCUCUUCACGUUGCCAGCUACCGCUUCAUGGACAUGUUCCCCGACGCCAAUCAUGUCAGAGAGAUCCAGCAGGAGCUGGACAGCAUCAUCCAGGUGGGUGUGCGCAACAUCACACGACUCAUCCGAGCCACGGAGACCAGCGCCCCCUCGGGGACAAACCCCCUGUCCAACCAGAGGAGGCUGGGGCCCAGCCCAGUAUCCCCAAGGAGGGUCCGAGGAGCCCCCAAGGCCCAGGACAGUGGAGUAGAGGGUUGGCAGCUGGACAAGUCCCUAAGCUCCCGCCUGGUGCAGGAGGGCUUACUGACUCCUGACCUCCUAAGGCAACUGCAGAAGGAGUGGUCCAAGGUGCACCGCCAAGAGGAAGAAGGAGUCAAACUGGUUGCAGGGAAUAAUAAAACCAAAGGGAAUAAGAAGAAGAAGUGAACGUCCCAGGUUUUGCCUUAGGUCCUAACUAAAACAUAGAGGGUUUUGUCUGUUAUUUUGACUGGACUUCAUACCAGGCGGUGUCAUGCAUUUUCAGUGGCUGAAGAUGUUGAUUAAUUGUAUGUGUACGUAUGUAUGUGUAGGUCCCAGCUCCUGUCUAUAUCUGCUCAAAAACAGAUAGUCAUUUUGUGGGCCAAAUGGUGAUGUAAAAAUCCAAAGUAAUAUCUUAUCUUAUUACACAGUCAUUUUGCGGUCAUCUUUUUAUCACUUGAAAAGUAAAAUGGUUGACUGCAUCUUCACGUAGACAGAUGGUCUGUCUCGCGCAGCAAGUAAUGACAAGAUGUUACACUGUGAGGUAACAUUUAUUAAGCAACUCUAAUAUGUGCCCAGCCCAUGCUUGGGCUAGCCUACUGUAACUGCCGCAAACUCAAAUGUUACCACCACUGAUUAUAUGCCCCUAUGUAUGAUUUAAGGAAUUGAAAUAGCAUAAGUGAUAAUGUGAUUGAUUAAAAAAAAGUGUAAUCAUAUUUUUGUUUUGAUGA
Messenger RNA from Coregonus sp. 'balchen', 6723 nucleotides. Lineage: Eukaryota; Metazoa; Chordata; Actinopteri; Salmoniformes; Salmonidae. The record is from the annotation of a GenBank genome assembly.